Molecule: messenger RNA, 3592 nt
Organism: Prorocentrum cordatum
Lineage: Eukaryota; Dinophyceae; Prorocentrales; Prorocentraceae
Source: the annotation of a GenBank genome assembly
AUGAUGUACGAGUGUUUCAACACUGUCAGUCUGAGCAGCAUUUGGGCGCCAGACGACCCGCAACCCGACGAGGCGACGAGGGAGCCCCAGGCAAUCGCCGUGGCCCACGAGCAGCUCGAGAUGCGCAUAGCGGCGAAUUUAGAGGUGCCGUCGAGCCUCGACCAAGAGGCGGCGCGGUGCAUGGCGGUGCGGCUCCCAGAGACGGAUCAGCGCGUGUCCAUACGGAGCGGCCUGGCGCAGGCUUCCGCCCGCCCGCGGGAGGCCAACGCGCAGCCUCAGUCCCGCUCGUUCGGGGUCGAGGCGUCGGCCGCGGGCUGCAAUUUUCAUAUUUUCAAGUUCGGGCCCGAGAGGGGAGGCGAGUCGCGUUUCCACCCUGCGACGGCCCCCGUUCUCACGGCGAUCGCGAUAGGGCAGCCGGGCACGGGGCCGCUCGGCGCAGGGGGCCAGCAAGAGGUGCCGGAGCAGCCGCCGGCUCCGCGGGCGGCAGACCUGGAGAGGUGGGCCCGGGGGCCCCUCUUCUCCGAGAGGGGCAGCCUCCACCACGCGACGGUCCGCAGCCACAGGGGCACAUACGACCUGACCAUCGCCCCGCUCCGAGGCGGGCAGCCCCUCGCCGAGGGCUGGGAGAGCGGCCGCACCGCCGAGCUGUGCAGGCAGUUCCGGGACACGGCAGGCGAGGUCGGCAACUUCCUCGACGUCGGCGCGAGCAUCGGCACCGUCACCAUCCCGAUGGCGGACUGCCUCAGGUUCCGCGGAGGCAGGGUGAUCGCCGUGGAGGGAUCGCCGCCCGUCGCCGACCACCUCGCGGUGGGCAUCCUGGCGAACAAUCUCCAGAAUGUGGACAUGUACAUGUACGCCGUGGGCGCGCCCGACGACCGGGGGGUGGUCACGACCGGCGACCGCAUGCUCGCGUCCAACCCGGCGAUGAAGGCCAUCUUGGCAGCCAAGGUUGGCAUCGAGGGCCACGAGGGCCAUUUCCUCAAGAAUUCUCAGCGCCUCUUCUCCACAUACCCCCCUUGCAUCAUGACCAUCGAGCUGGUCCCGGAGCGGCUGGAGCGCGCGGGCACCCCAGUUGAGGGGGUCCUCGACAUGUUAGCCAGCUGGGGCUACAGCGACGUCCCUACUGCCGCCAACCUCGGGGCCUCGAGCGCCAAGGGCGGGACCAUGACCCUCACGCAGAAGGACCUCCCGGCGUGCCUGGAGCGCGUCAGGGCACGCGCCGCGGAGAGCAGCGUGCGGUCCGGGGCCAACUUCUCGGACCCCGGCGCCCUGAGCGCCGCGCUGGCCCGCGAGGCCCGGGCGAGGGAGCUGAUCGCCAUGCUCCGGCAGGAGCAGCCUCGGAGGCCAGCUGGCGCCGUGCAGAACGCCAGUGAGCCGCAGGCGGGAUCCCUCCUGAAGGCAGCCGAGAUGGCCAGCGAUCCGAUGGUGGCGGACCUCGAGAGGUGGGGGCGCGGGCCCCUCCUCUCCGGAAACGGCAGCCUCCACCGCGCGAGGGUCGCGAGCCGGCGGGGCGCCUACGACCUGACCGUUGCCGCCUUCGGCCGCCGGGAGGACCGGGAGGUCUCCAGUGCGCUCCUCGACUGGAAGGGCUGGGAGAACGAUCAGAACGCUGAGAUGUGCGGCCAGUUCUUCAAGGACACGGGCCCAGAGGCUGGCAACUUCCUCGACGUCGGCGCGAACCUCGGCACCUUCACCAUCCCGAUGGCGGACUGCCUCACUGUUGGAGGCCGGGGCGGCCGGGUGAUCGCCGUGGAGGGGAUGCCGCCCAUCGCCGACCACCUCGCAGUGGGCAUCCUGGCCAACAAUCUCCAAAACGUGGACAUGUACAUGUACGCCGUGGGCGCGCCUGACGACCCGAAGGAGGUGACCAUGACGCUCAACCCGGUCAACAAGGCCAGCUCCGCCGUCAAGGGCAACAAGCCGCUCGCCAAGAUGAGCACGGGCCAGCUGGAGGAGUACCAGGUGCCGCUCACGACGGGCGACCGUAUGCUCGCGUCCAACCCGGCGAUGAAGGCCAUCCUCGUCGCCAAGGUCGGCAUCGAGGGCCACGAGGGUCACUUCCUCGAGGGCUCUCAGCGCCUCUUCUCCCAGUACCCCCCGUGCAUCAUGACCAUCGAGCUGGUCCCGCAUCGGCUGCAGCGCGCGGGCACCCCGGUGGAGGGCAUCCUCGUCCAGCUGGCCAGCUGGGGCUACGGCGACGUCCCCACCGCCGCCCACCUCCGGGCCUCGAGCGCCCAGGGCCGGACCAGGACCCUCGCUCAGAGGGACCUCCCGGCGUGCCUGGAGCGCGUCAGGGCCCACGCCGCAGAGUCGCGGAUCCCGCCCCCCAACUUCUCGGACCCCGACGCCCUGAGCACCGCGGUGGCGCGGGAGGCCCGCGCGAAGGAGCUCGACGCCAUGCUCGUGACGCACAAGCGGCCGAGGGUCGCGUGGUGGCUGUCGGCGUGGCAGAUGGAGCCCUGCCAGCCGUUGCCGCAGCCGCUGGGCGUCGCGCAGGACGUGGCGCAGGGUGCCAGGCAGGGCGGCGGGCAGGGCGUCGCGCAGAAAGCCGGGGCUGGGGUCGUCGCGCGGCAGGCGCGCGCCGUCCUGGCCCAGGCCCCCGACACCGCCGUGAAGAAGUUCGGAGACCUCUCGAGCGGCAUCUGGGACAAGACGUCGCUCUCUGGGCCGGGCUCCCGGCCGGAGGCUUGCAGCCCGUUCGUGGACUUCUUUCUCGGAUGGAUGCGCAACCACACGGACGUCGAGUCCAUGGUCGAGAUCAGUGUGAUCACUGCCGACAAGGAGUAUCUGGCCAAGAACGGAAAGGCGGGGUUGCGCAGUAUGGUCUUCCAGCAGGGCGACAUGCUGGUGGACAAGACAUUGCCCGAGGCGGACCUCCUUUUCACCAAGGACACGCUCAUCCACUUCCCUAACAAAUGCAUAAAUCUGUUCAUCAGUCAGACGGUGGUGCAGUGCCCGCCGAAAUAUAAGUAUGUGAUGUUCGUUCACGACAUGAGAGAGCGCGACGAAGAGAACACGGACAUCAACAACUUCGGCGAUUAUCAUGGCAUGCAGUUGAGGAACAGACCCUUCGGCCUCAACGUCACGACCGCCUUCACAUGGACGGCGGAACUCGAUGGGAAGAAGCGUGUGGUCCAGGUCUUCGAUACGGAGGGGAGGGCGCCAUUGGCGGGCGCCCUCGCGGACCCGAGCGUCGAGGCGAAGGCAGCGCAGGGGGAGCACGAGGGAAGCGUGGAGCGGCCUGCCGCGGAUCUCCGGGGCCCCUUCGGCCCCGGGGCCCGGGUGCCCCGCGGGGCGGCGCGGCCGCCCUGGACGGCCCGGCCGCCGCGGGAGGCGUGCCGCCGCGCCGGGGGGGCCUCGGCGGCAAGGCGGCGGCGCCGGCGUUGGGCGGCGCGGGGGUCGCUGCGCAGGUCGACCCUUUCUCGUCUGAGGCGCGGAUGGCGCGGCGGAGGACCACCCGACGGGCAUGAAGCUCGUGUUCACAAGCGUGGUGUUCUUCAUCCUCAUUCCCGCAUGGAGAAAACACAUCCUGGCCAAGGUCCUGGUACUCAAGAGGCUGGCCGACUCCCGGAAGGGCUCCGACGAGCCUCAG